AUGUCGGUAUUCCAAGGCUGUGUUCCAACAUUGUUUUGCAUGCAGUUACUAACAACCAGCCGCUGUUAUACCACGGGCGAUCUCGUGCGACAACAUCACAACGGGAGCUUCACUUUUGUGGGACGCAAAGACUCCCAGAUAAAGCUCCGUGGCCAGCUCAUUGAGUUCGGUGAGAUCGAAGGUCAGAUUACAGCUGCAUUGUCUUCCAAAAGCGUGGCUUGGACAAUUGCCGUGGAGGUCAUUCACCCUCCUGGAUCCUCCGAAGCCCUCGCAGUAUUCUACUGGCCAAUGACCCGGUCGACCAUCGCCAAUACCACUUCAACAGAAGCUAUUCCAGAUGCUCCGCCGCAGGUCAGAGACCACACGGACGGGCAACUCGAUCGACGUGCAUUGCGUGGUCUCGGGUCAAAUCUGUCCAUAGCGCAAACCACAGCAUUUUCGGCCACGGGGUGCAUCGCCGUUGCGAAAGUCACGCCUGAGACGGAGAUGUUUUAA
This is a messenger RNA of Penicillium waksmanii, 495 nucleotides long. RefSeq names its product amino acid adenylation. Lineage: Eukaryota; Fungi; Ascomycota; Eurotiomycetes; Eurotiales; Aspergillaceae. Gene Ontology annotation, biological process: secondary metabolite biosynthetic process; amino acid activation for nonribosomal peptide biosynthetic process. Gene Ontology annotation, cellular component: cytoplasm. The transcript has 3 exons. Gene Ontology annotation, molecular function: phosphopantetheine binding. The record is from RefSeq and is a predicted model, not a curated record. The coding region runs from base 1 to 495 and encodes 164 amino acids.